AUGAAGUUCUUCGGGAAGAAGUCAACCAAGAAACCCCACCCUGACGACCACGACGACCACGUCCUGGACGCAGAUUACUUCCAUUCCGACUCAUCCUCGCCCACAAAGUCACCCUCCAAGUCCGCAUCGUCGUCGCCCACCAAAAGGUCCGCCCGACCCGCUUCGCCGGCGACGCCUACCAGUCCCUCCGGCGAGGCGAAACACCGCCCCAGCAGUUCCCGGCACUUUUCCAGAGCCUCGUCCGACCUGGGCAAGUCCUCUUCUUUAAACCGGAAGAAGAAGGCCGACACCAACACACAUCCUCUCAAUCUCCCACCAGAGGAGAUCAAGAGGCUCUCGAGGCUGUCAGCCAUGAGUGCACGCGAGUCGGUCGACAGGAUGGACAUUGAUCCUCCUAGUAGCGCCCCGACCCCGUCCUCUCCUCCACGGCAAGAAUCACCGCCUGCAGCCGAGCAGAGCGGCGAGCAGACUCCUCCUGCUACCAAUGGGUCGUCUUCUCCCAAGAAAGAGGAUGCACCUGCUCCUCCCCCGCACACGACCGAUCCCAACAGCCCCCCGCCCACCCCGGCGGAUGAGGCUGAAGUUUUCAAGAACUUGGGCAACAAGUUUUUCAAGGAGAGGAACUACAGGCGGGCCAUUGAGGAGUACUCCAAAGCCGUGGAACUGCAACCGGACUCACCAACGUACCUGGGCAAUCGGGCUGCCGCGUACAUGGCUGACAGCAGAUAUGAAUCCGCUCUUGAGGACUGCAAGCGAGCUGUUGACCUGGACUUCAACAACCCCAAGAUCUUGCUCCGUCUAGCCCGAAUCUAUACCAACUUGGGACAACCAGACGAAGCAAUGGUUACCUUCCAGCGCAUCCGGCCACCCCCGUCUGCUAAGGACAUGGCGCAGGCAAAGGAGAUGCUGCAAUAUAUACAAUCCGCCCAGCAAGGGUUAGAAGAGGGCAAGGGUCCGUCUUUAGUACUCCAUGCCCUUGACAUGGCCGAGAGGCUGCUGGGCCCUGGGGCUCGGAAGCCGCGCAAGUGGCAGCUGAUGCGAGGAGAAGCUUACCUUAAGAUGGGCGGUGUCAACUCACUCGGGGAGGCUCAGAAUGUUGCUACUAACUUGCUGAGGAACAACAGCCAAGAUCCCGAGGCCCUAGUUCUGCGAGCUCGUGGGCUGUACGGGCAAGGAGACAAUGACAAGGCUAUCAAAGUCCUCCAAAUGGCCAUCAGCUGCGAUCCUGACUUCCGAGACGCCAUCAAAUGGCUCAAGAUCGUCAGGAAUCUGCACAAGGCGAAAGAGGAUGGAAACGCUGCGUACAAGGGUCGUCAAUGGCAAGCCGCGAUUGACAAGUACACCAUGGCUCUUGAGGUGGACCCUGCGAACAAGGCGACCAACGCCAAAAUCCUGCAGAACCGCGCCCUGUGUUACCAGCAGCUCAAGAAGUACGACGACGCAAUCGCAGACUGUGACAAGGCUCUGAGUCUGGAUCCUAGCUACACCAAAGCCCGUAAGACCAAAGCAAAUGCUUUGGGUGGCGCUGAGAAAUGGGAGGACGCGGUGCGGGAAUGGAAGGCCCUUGCAGAGGCUGAUCCCUCAGACCCUUCCAUUCAGAAGGAGGCACGGAAGGCCGAGAUCGAACUCAAGAAGAGCCAACGCAAGGAUCAUUACAAGAUUCUGGGUGUGUCCAAGGAUGCUGACGACAACCAAAUCAAGAAGGCCUACCGAAAGCUGGCCAUUCAGUACCACCCAGACAAGAACCCAGGCAAUGAAGAGGCAGAGGCGAAGUUCAAGGACAUCAGCGAAGCCUAUGAGACCUUGAGCGAUCCUCAAAAGCGAGCUCGGUACGAUGCUGGUGACGACCUGGACAUGUCCGAUAUGUUCGGCGGCGGUGGCGGCGCCGGCGGUAUGGGCAUCGACCCGGACAUUCUCUUCAGCAUGAUGGGCCAGCAAGGUGGCUUUGGUGGUGGCGGCGGAGGCUUCGGGGGUGGCGGGUUCCCUGGAGGCGGCGGCUUCCACUUCGCCAACGGCGGCAGCGGCGGCCGAGCACACGACGAAAACGAGUCUUUGAGCAAUGGAGACUACUCCGAGGACGACACGCAGGCAGGGCCGGAUAGUGGGUAUGAAAAGGCAUCAUGGUGGCAGGCCGAAGCCGAGGCCUCUGCUGCUGCACAUGACAAGCGACUGGAACAGAUGCGCCAGGUUGGUGUCGUGUUCCUUGCGGCCAUCGUUCUUCUUCCUCUGCAGGUUGUGGGAUUGCUGGUGGUAGUCGCGGGCAUGGCAUACAUGUGCAUUAUGACGACAGGGAUUUUCACACGACGAUAG
Messenger RNA from Diaporthe amygdali, 2310 nucleotides. Its product is annotated as small glutamine-rich tetratricopeptide repeat-containing protein A. The transcript is spliced from 4 exons. NCBI's taxonomy places the organism in Eukaryota, Fungi, Ascomycota, Sordariomycetes, Diaporthales, Diaporthaceae. The record is from RefSeq and is a predicted model, not a curated record. Bases 1 to 2310 code for a protein of 769 amino acids. Gene Ontology annotation, molecular function: protein binding.